Molecule: messenger RNA, 14304 nt
Organism: Coregonus sp. 'balchen'
Lineage: Eukaryota; Metazoa; Chordata; Actinopteri; Salmoniformes; Salmonidae
Source: the annotation of a GenBank genome assembly
AUGAACGACAAGUACCACCGGGCGGCCCGGGAUGGCUACCUGGACCUACUCAGAGAGGCUACUCGGAAGGAGCUGAACGCGCCGGAUGAAGAUGGAAUGACACCGACGUUAUGGGCUGCAUACCACGGCAACCUUGACGCGCUCCGGCUCAUUGUGGGAAGAGGGUAAGUUUCGUUAAGUUUCCUAAGCAGCCGAUAGAGCCUAUAGCACAUACAAUAGCUUCUCUCGCAACUCAGCACCAAGGCAACUAACUUAAAAUGUUGCUCAGCUGUCCCCUUUGCAAAUUGGUCUACCUGUUGAACUAUCAACAAACAGGUGUGGAGGUGUCACUGUCGCAUGGUAGUGCGGUGCGCGCAGAGGCAACUUGGCAAUGUGCAUAUCUCCCUUCCAUCUGAAAAGGCAGUAGUCAGAGCCAUAUAUAGCCUAGGCUAGAGAUGUGACUAUUAUGUAGAUAUAUGAUCUUAUCUUUGAUAUUUGGCUAAUUUUAUCUAUAGGUGGACCCAGGAAUCGAACCCACAAUCCUGACGUUGAGCUACAAAAGACUACUAAAACCUCCAGUCAGCUGGUUCAAGCCCUGAUUACUAUCUAGGAACAAAAUGUACAUUCAAAUGACUGUUAAUGCCAGCUCAGGAUUUAUGUAUGCUGGUUUGACCCUCCUCACCCCAUCCAACAGUGCUGUUGAUGUGAUGGACAGCUCUUUGUCUCCAUUUUAACAGCCUAAUUAAAGGCAAAGGUCACUGGCAGAUGGAUGGCCUACCCAUCACUCUCUCACACACCCAUUCACAACCAUGGGGCAUGAAUACUUAUAAUAAUAAUAAUAAUAUGCCAUUUAGCAGACGCUUUUAUCCAAAGCGACUUACAGUCAUGCGUGCAUACAUUUUUUUGUGUAUGGGUGGUCCCGGGGAUCGAACCCAAUACCUUGGCGUUACAAGCGCCGUGCUCUACCAGCUGAGCUACAGAGGACCACGUACUUAUACAUGCACUCACACACGCAAGCACGUUCACACACACACAAUGAAAAAAAAGUAUGUUGAUUCAACUUACAAUUGUAAGGCAACCAGCUGCAAUAGGAUUGUGAGUUUGCUCAACAUUUGGGAAUAUCUGAACCAACAUACAUUCUCAAGUUGAAUUGUAUGUUCACUGAACUUACAAUUUUAGGUUUAGUGAACAUACAAUUCAACUUGAGAAUGUAUUCAGCCUUAUUUCUAUAUUUCCCACAGAGCAAAUUGGCCAGUGUUGAUUUCAGUGUAACAUUUAUAGUGUUGAUUCAGGAGUUAAAUUCACUCUGUAAGAGUGACGCUAACACUUAGUGUUGUAAAAUAACCCCCAGCGUUGGUGUUAAUAACCAAAGUUAUUGUUUUACACUGUGGAGAGUAAAACAGUCCCAUCAAAACCACACUCAUUAUUAUCAUAUUUCCCAGCAUGCUCUACUGCAGGUUGAUUUAUUUUUAUUUUUAAUAUAUGUCUGUGUUUGUACAUUGAUUGAUUGACAAAGAUAAAUUAUGCUUCACAAAGAUAAAUAUACAUUAUCCUAAACUAAGCCAAUCAGUUAGUUAGAUUUAUUGCACCCGUUAAAAACACUUUAUAUAUAUAUAUAUAUAUAUAUAUAUAUAUAUAUAUAUAUAUACAGUGAGGGGAAAAAAGUAUUUGAUCCCCUGCUGAUUUUGUACGUUUGCCCACUGACAAAGAAAUGAUCAGUCUAUAAUUUGAAUGGUAGGUUUAUUUGAACAGUGAGAGGCAGAAUAACAACAACAAAAUCAAGAAAAACGCAUGUCAAAAAUGUUAUAAAUUGAUUUGCAUUUUAAUGAGGGAAAUAAGUAUUUGACCCCUCUGCAAAACAUGACUUAGUACUUGGUGGCAAAACCCUUGUUGGCAAUCACAGAGGUCAGACGUUUCUUGUAGUUGGCCACCAGGUUUGCACACAUCUCAGGAGGGAUUUUGUCCCACCCCAAUCUUCUCCAAGUCAUUAAGGUUUCGAGGCUGACGUUUGGCAACUCGAACCUUCAGCUCCCUCCACAGAUUUUCUAUGGGAAUUAAGGUCUGGAGACUGGCUAGGCCACUCCAGGACCUUAAUGUGCUUCUUCUUGAGCCACUCCUUUUUUGCCUUGGCCGUGUGUUUUGGGUCAUUGUCAUGCUGGAAUACCCAUCCACGACCCAUUUUCAAUGUAAAAUAGCCCUUACACAGCCUGGAGGUGUGUUGGGUCAUUGUCCUGUUGAAAAACAAAUGAUAGUCCCAAUAAGCCCAAACCAGAUGGGAUGGCGUAUCGCUGCAGAAUUCUGUGGUAGCCAUGCUGGUUAAGUGUGCCUUGAAUUCUUAAUAAAUCACAGACAGUGUCACCAGCAAAGCACCCCCACACCAUAACACCUCCUCCUCCAUGCUUUACGGUGGGAAAUACACAUGCGGAGAUCAUCCGUUCACCCACACCGCGUCUUACAAAGACACAGCGGUUGGAACCAGAAAUCUCCAAUUUGGACAAUUUCCACCGGUCUAAUGUCCAUUGCUCGUGUUUUUUGGCCCAAGCAAGUCUCUUCUUCUUCCUAUUGGUGUCCUUUAGUAGUGGUUUCUUUGCCGCAAUUUGACAAGGAAGGCCUGAUUCACACAGUCUCCUCUGAACAGUUGAUGUUGAAAUGUGUCUGUUACUUGAACUAUGUGAAGCAUUUAUUUGGGCUGCAAUUUCUGAGGCUGGUAACUCUAAUGAACUUAUCCUCUGCAGCAGAGGUAACUCUGGGUCUUCCAUUCCUGUGGCGGUCCUCAUGAGAGCCAGUUUCAUCAUAGCGCUUGAUGGUUUUUGCGACUGCACUUGAAGAAACUUUCAAAGUUCUGGAAAUGUUCUGUGUUGACUGACCUUCAUGACCUAAAGUAAUGAUGGACUGUCAUUUCUCUUUGCUUAUUUGAGCUGUUCUUGCCAUAAUAUGGACUUGGUCUUUUACCAAAUAGUGCUAUCUUCUGUAUACCCCCCCUACCUUGUCACAACACAACUGAUUGGCUCAAAUGCAUUAAGAAGGAAAGAAAUUCCACAAAUUAACUUUUAAGAAGGCACACCUGUUAAUUGAAAUGCAUUCCAGGUGACUACCUCAUGAAGCUUGUUGAUAGAAUGCCAAGAGUGUGCAAAGCUGUCAUCAAAGCAAAGGGUGGCUAUUUGAAGAAUCUCAAUUAUAAAAUAUAUUUUGAUUUGUUUAACACUUUUUUGGUUACUACAUUGGUUACUCACACGUUCGUUGAGAGACGGGUCAGACCAAGGUGCAGCGUUGUAUGCAAACAUGUUUGUUAAACAAAACAAGAAACAACGUAACGUGAAGUCCUCAGGCUAUACACAUAUAAGCUUAAACACGGAACAAGAUCCCACAAACACAGUCGGCAAUGAGCUACCUAAGUAUGAUCCCCAAUCAGAGACAACGAGCGACAGCUGCCUCUGAUUGGGAAUCACAUCCCGCCAAACCGAGAAAUACACAUCUAGAUCCUAAACAUAGAAAUUCUAACAUAUAUCCUCACGCCCGGACCAAACCAAGUAAAGACAACCGGCCUCUCAAGGCCAGGGCGUGACAAUUCUACAAUGUAGAAAAUAGUACAAAUAAAGAAAACCCAUUGAAUGAGUAGGUUCUAAAACUUUUGACCGGUAGUGUGUAUAUAUAUUUUUUUUUACAUUUAAUUUCGAUUUUUCUGGGGUUGCUGCAGCACCCUCAGCACCCCUACUUCCUGUGGCUAUGAGUAGUAGUAGUGGUGAAGGGGUGGAGUGGACCCCCAUUCAUUGGUGGUAGCUUUGAUAAUGAGUUGAAUGAAUUUAUCACAUUCUGUAUCACAGGGCCUCCCUCCCUAGGUAAUACAUCCAGUUGAAUUACAUAAGAAAAUGCUGUUUUCAAUCAGAUCAACUUUUGAAAGGGCCCACUACUUUUACCACAUUGUUCGCUAGCAGGCUACCACGGACUAUAAAUAAUAAUAAUAUAAUAUACUUGUGAGCUACAGUAGCAGGGUACUAGCCAGAUAACAGCUAUACUCUUUGUGUCCCACAUAAACCACUAGGCAUACGUCACUUUAUUUAGGACCUACAGUAUACUGUAUGUCACUGUACACCCUCAGUGAUCUAUCAAUGGUGCUUUCUGACUUUCAAUGGGAAACAAGAGAGACUCAGGAUUUAGGAGUAAGGCUAUAUUAUCGUUUGAUAAGUCAGCUACUCUUUCAGCUACCGAAAGCUCCUUUGUGUACAGUACAGGCAAAAAGCCCUCCCUUUUGUUGAAGCUUUAAGUGCUGGACAAAGCAGGUUUGGAUGGAAGGGGUAUAGUAUUUACUCCCUAUUUAAGAGAGCCCUGUUACUCCCCAUGACAACCCACAAUGGUUGAGACAGCACCCAGGAGAGCAGGAGAGAUGAGGAGGAGGGUAGGGUCGAGACUCAAGGGAUAGAGAUGCAGAGGAGAGAGAGUAGAGGAGGAGGGUAGAGUCGAGACUCAAGGGAUAAAGAUGCAGAGGAGAGAGAGUAGAGGAGGAGGGUAGAGUCGAGACUCAAGGGAUAAAGAUGCAGAGGAGAGAGAGUAGAGGAGUAUAAGGGGAGGAGUAGUGGAUGAUAUGGUCGAGACUCGAGGGAUAUGUCAAGACCUUAGUGACAGGUUUAUAAGGCAUGGUGGUAAUUAAGUGUGGAGAGCGCAGUAGAGGCUGAUGCCUGAGAGAAGCGGCAGUGGUUAUUAACAGCAUAGAUAUUAGCUGUAGAGGAAAGGUCAGGGUGAUGGAUAGGACUAAUCGGGCAGACUGGUCCUCUAACGACACUCCCAGGGGACUGAUGCUACACCACAGGGCCAGGCUGGAGGUGGAUGAGCUAAGGAUGGACAGGACCAGAGCUGUGGUGGAGGUCAGAGGGCCUGCUAGAAGGUAAGAGGAAAAUAAUGAGGCUGAACAUCUAGGUCUGGGUGGUUUACCAGAUCCAGAUUAUUUAACAUAAUCUUGGACUAAUAAACACUGAAUGGAGAUGCUCUGUGUAAUGUAUUUCAUACAAAUUAUGCUUUUUCUAUUUGUGUAUUAUUAUUUUCGUUAUACAACGGGUGGGUCUAAUCCUGAAUGCUGAUUGGUUAAAACUACAUUCAAGCCGUGUCUAUUCCACAGAGAUUAGAGAUUGAGCAUAUUUGAUAUCAGUAGCUGUAGCCUAUUUUCCAAUAAAUUAUACAUAAAACAAAAAAGUGAUGAGGCUGUGUUUUAAUUAUGUAACAACCACCGUUGUUUUGGUCUGUAACUGGGCCAUAGAGUAGGCUUAGCUGACUGUUGGGUCAGAUCCCUUGGUUGCCCUGUUGAUAGUCAGAUUACCUGUUUUGGGAAAUCAAGGUGUGAUCUGUGAUUCCUUCUUGAUGGGGUGCUGCAUUUCGUUGCCGUUCCUAAGUGUUUUAUUAUAAGCAUAAUUGACCAUCAGAUGUAAUCUGUAGGUGGAGAGUCAAAACAUGACGAUGCACAUUGAUGACGAUGCACAUUCAACCUGUAAAUGCAUGAAGGAUCAAAUGUGUUAGUAGGAGUGGUCAGAAUAUUCACAAUUAGUAAAACAAGACAGAUACUGUAUUGACUACCUUAUGCCAGGAUCUGGGCCUGUAUGUAGAUUUUCAGAGUAGGAGUGCUAAUUCAGGAUCAGUUUGGCCUUUUAGAUCAUAAUGAAUACGAUUAUAUGGACAGAGGGGGACCUGAUCAUAGAUCCGUUUUUACAAACAGGCAGGAAGUAGAAAUCAGGGUAAAGAAAAGCAGCCAGGGAGGGCGCGUUCAGCAGGACGGAACGUUUUGGAAUGUUCAGAUAGAUAUACAGUGCCUUCGGAAAGUAUUCAGACCCCUUGACUUUUUCCACAUUUUGUUACGUUACAGCCUUAUUCUAAAAUUGAUUGAAUAAAAACGUUUCCUCAUCAAUCUACACACAAUACCCAAUCAUGACAGGUUUUUAGACAUUUUUGCACAUUUAUAAAAAAUAAAAACAGAAAUACCUUAUUUACAUAAGUAUUCAGACCCUUUGCUAUGAGACUCGAAAUUGAGCUCAGGUGCAUCCUGUUUCCAUUGAUCAUUACAUUUACAUUUUAGUCAUUUAGCAGACGCUCUUAUCCAGAGCGACUUACAGUUAGUGAAUACAUAUAUUUUUUUUUAUACUGCCCCCCCGUGGGAAUCGAACCCACAACCAUGGCGUUGCAAACGCCAUGCUCUAUCAACUGAGCUACAUCCCUGCCGGCCAUUCCCUCCCCUACCCUGGACAACGCUGGGCCAAUUGUGCGCCGCCCAUGAGUCUCCCUGUCGCGGCCGGCUGCGACAGAGCCUGGAUUCGAACCAGGAUCUCUAGUGGCACAGUUAGCACUGCGAUGCAGUGCCUUAGACCACUGCGCCACUCAUCCUUGAGAUGUUUCUACAACUUGAUUGGAGUCCACCUGUGGUAAAUUCAGUUGAUUGGACAUGAUUUGGAAAGGCACACACCUGUCUAUAUAAGGUCCCACAGUUGACAGUGCAUGUCAGAGCCAUGAGGUCGAAGGAAUUGUCCGUAGAGCUCCGAGACAGGAUUGUGUCGAGGCACAGAUCUGGGGAAGGGUACCAAAACAUUUCUGCAGCAUUGAAGGUCCCCAAGAACACAGUGGCCUCCAUCAUUCUUAAAUGGAAGAAGUUUGGAACCACCGAGACUCUUCCUAGAGCUGUCUGCCCAGCCAAACAGAGCAAUCAGAGGAGGGGACCAAGUACCCGAUGGUCACUUUGACAGAGCUCUAUAGGUCCACUGUGGAGAUGGGAGAAUCUUCAAGAAGGACAACCAUCUCUGCAGCACUCCACCAAUCAGGCCUUCAUGGUAGAGUGGCCAGACGGAAGCCACUCCUCAGUAAAAGGCACAUGACAGUUGGAGUUUGCCAAAAGGCACCUAAAGACUCUCAGACCAUGAGAAACAAGAUUCUCUGGUCUGAUGAAACCAAAAUUGAACUCUUUGGCCUGAAUGCCAAGCGUCAUGUCUGGAGGAACCUGGCACCAUCCCUACGGUGAAGCAUGGUGGUGGCAGCAUGAUGCUGUGGGGAUGUUUUUCAGUGGCAGGGACUGGGAGACUAGUCAGGAUCGAGGCAAAGAUGAACGGAGCAAAGUACAGAGAGAUCCUUGAUGAAAACCUGCUCAGGACCUCAGACUGGGGCAAAGCUUCACCUUCCAACAGGACAACGACCCUAAACACACAGCCAAGACAACGCAGGAGUGGCUUUGGGACAAGUCUCUGAAUGUCCUUGAGUGGCCCAGCCAGAGCCUGGACUUGAACCCGAUCGAACAUCUCUGGGGAGACCUAAAAAUAAUUGUGCAUCUACGCUCCCCAUCCAACCUGACAGGGCUUGAGAGGAUCUGCAGAGAAGAAUGGGAGAAACUCCCCAAAUACAGGUGUGCCAAGCUUGUAGCGUCAUAUCCAAGAAGACUUGAUGCUGUAAUCGCUGCCAAAGGUGCUUCAACAAAGUACUGAGUAAAGGCUCUGAAUACUUAUGUAAAUGUGAUAUUUCCAUUUUUUAUUUGUAAUACAUUUGCACACAUUUCUAAAAACCAGUUUUUGCUUUGUCAUAAUGGGGUAUUGUGUGUAGAUUGACGAGGAAAAAAACAAUUUAAUCAAUUUUAGAGUAAGGCUGUAACGUAACAAAAUGUGGAAAAAUUCAAGGGGUCUGAAUACUUUCCGAAGGCACUGUAUGCUAUGUAAAACAAACAUGCCUCUCUGGCAUGUAGAAUAAGGAAUCACGUUCGACAACUAUUGGCAACUGGACAUGGCACUGGUGUUGACCUUGUGGCUCUGUGUGGUCACAGCUUCUCUAGGUGUCUGUGAGAAAAAAGACUCUUGGUCCAUGUGUUGAAUAAUACAUGGUAACACCGCUGUAAUGUUUCACCUGCACCCCGUCAAUUAUUGAUCACACCACAACGGGGGGAACAUAGGAAGGGGAGGGACCCUGACCCGCAAAGCAGGAAGUGAAAUAUAAUUAUCUGUGCAAUCCCUGUGUCACACACAUAAGUACACUGUGGCCCAGUUUCCCGGAAGCAGAUUACACCUAUUCCUAUAAUUAAAUGGUUCUCCAUCGAGCAUGAUUUUUUGUCUAGGAGUAGCCUAGGCAUAAACACUGGCACCCAAUAUUUUGAGUCCUUAUUCUGUCGACAGCUGUUAUUGAUGGCCGAUGUUGCAGUAGGAGUAAAAGGCCUAAGUACGUUUUAUUGUGUACUCUGUACCAUAUUAUUACCAUACUCUCCCUCUCCCAGAGGUGACCCGGACAAGUGUGAUAUCUGGGGGAACACGCCGCUCCACCUGGCCGCCGCCAACGGCCACCACAACUGCCUGUCCUUCCUGGUGUUGUUCGGUGCCAACGUGUGGUGCCUGGACAACGACUACCACACGCCCCUCGACAUGGCCGCCACCAAGAGCCACAUGGACUGUGUCCGGUACCUGGACUCCAUCGCCGCCAAGCAGUCGGCCCUUAACCCCAAGGUGAGGUGUCAGGAGCAAUGACAACACAGCAAAUUCUGAGUCUGUGGAUCCAUAUACAGUCGUGGUCAAAAGUGAAAUUUUCACAAAGUCUGCUGCCUCAGUUUUUAUGAUGGCAAUUUGCAUAUACUCCAGAAUGUUAUGAAGAGUGAUCAGAUGAAUUGCAAUUAAUUGCAAAGUCCCUCUUUGCCAUGAAAAUGAACUUAAUCCCCCAAAAACAUUUCCACUGCAUUUCAGCCCUGCCACAAAAGGACCAGCUGACAUCAUGUCAGUGAUUCUCUCGUUAACACAGGUGAGAGUGUUGAUGAGGACAAGGCUGGAGAUCACUCUGUCAUGCUGAUUGAGUUAGAAUAACAGACUGGAAGCUUUAAAAGGAGGGUUGUGCUUGAAAUCAUUGUUCUUCCUCUGUUAACCAUGGUGCCGUCAUCUUUGCUUUGCACAAAAAGGGCUUCACAGGCAAGGAUAUUGCUGCUAGUAAGCACCUAAAUCAACCAUUUAUCGGAUCAUCAAGAACUUCAAGGAGAGAGGUUCAAUUGUUGUGAAGAAGGCUUCAGGGCGCCCAAGAAAGUCCAGCACCACCAGUGCAGAGCUUGCUCAGGAAUGGCAGCAGCAUGACACUAAUCUUAACCUGGACCAGCUGGUAGAUUUAUCGAUCCGGCUGGAUAACCUGUUGGCCACCCGCGGACGUCCAGAUCAGGGUCCUUCCAGUCCAUCCCCCAGCACUUCCGACUCCACACCUAUGGAGCUUGGAGGUGCUGAGGUGGAGAGAACGAGCAAGGGGGUGGUCUCCUGCACCAACUGUGGCUGCAGAGGACACACUGCGGGCCGGUGCAGGAGAGGACCCUCAUGGAAUCGAGGCAGCAGGCAGGGUUCUGGUGGACCAUCCCAGGUGAGUAGGCACCCAACUCACCCAGAGCUCCCUGUUGCUCACAUGAUGGUAAAUGCUAUUUUCCCUGAGUUUUCCCCACAUUCCCAGCAUAGGGCGCUCGUAGAUUCUGGCGCAGCUGGGAAUUUCAUGGAUAGGCUAGUUGCGCAUAGAUUAGGGAUGCCUAUAUUGCCUUUAGAUGUGCCCUUCCCCAUACGUCCCCUAGAUAGUCGCCCUUUAGAGUCGGGUAUGUUUAGGGAGGUCACAGUUCCACUCCGGAUGGAGACGCAGGGGGGUCAUGAGGAGAGAAUUAGUCUCUUCCUUAUUGAUUCUCCUGCGUUUCCUGUGGUGCUGGGGCUUCCCUGGCUAACUACCCAUGACCCCAGUAUUUCGUGGCAACAGAGGGCUCUUAAGGGAUGGUCACCUCAGUGCUCGGGAAGGGGACGAGUGGAAGACGGCAUUUAGUACCACCUCUGGUCACUAUGAGUACCUCGUCAUGCCGUACGGUUUGAUGAAUGCUCCCUCAGUCUUUCAAUUAUUUGUCGAUGAGAUUUUCAGGGAUCUGCACGGACAGGGUGUAGUGGUGUAUAUAGAUGAUAUUCUCAUCUACUCCGCUACAUGCGACGAGCAUGUGUCCCUGGUGCGCAAGGUGCUUGGUAGACUGUUGGAGCAUGACAUGUACGUUAAGGCUGAGAAAUGUCUGUUCUUCAAACAGUCCGUCUCUUUCUUAGGAUACAGCUUGUCAGAGUCAGUGGUCGAGAUGGAGUGUGACCGCAUUUCAGCCGUGAGUAAUUGGCCGACUCCUACCAUGGUAAAGGAGGUGCAGUGAUUUUGGGGUUUUGCCAACUACUACCAGAGAUUUAUCCGGGGCUUUGGCCAGGUAGCAGCUCCCAUAACCUCUUUGCUAAAGGGCGGACCGGUGCGCCUGCAGUGGUCAGCUGAGGCGAACAGGACUUUUGGUCAGCUGAAGGCGCUGUUCACCUCGGCUCCCGUGCUGGCUCAUCCGGAUCCUUCCUUGCAAUUCACAGUCGAGGUGGACGCGUCCGAGGCUGGGAUAGGAGCUGUACUGUCUCAGCACUCGGGCACGCCUCCCAAACUCCGCCCCUGUGCUUUAUUUUCGAAGAAGCUCAGCCCGGCGGUCAAAACUAUAACAUGGGGAUCGGGAGCUGUUAGCUGUUGUGAAAGCUCUUAAGGUGUGGAGUCAUUGGCUUGAGGGGGCUAAACACCCUUUUUUCAUUUUGACUGACCCCCGCAAUCUGGAGUACAUACGGCAGCAGGGAGACUGAAUCCUCGUCAGGCAAGGUGGGCAAUGUUUUUCACGCGUUUUGUGUUCACCUUAUCAUAUAGACCAGGUUCCCAGAAUGCUAAGGCAGACGCUCUGUCCCGGCUGUAUGACUCAGAGGAGCGGACCAGGAAGCCCACUCCCAUACUUCCGGCUUCUUGUCUGGUGGCACCGGUGGUAUGGGAGGUUGACGCGGACAUCGAGCUGGUGUUACGCACGGAGCCCACUCCCCCCCCAGUGUCCAGUGGGUCGUGUGUACGUUUCGUCUGAGGUUCGCGAUCGUUUGAUCUAUUGGGCUCACACGUCACCCUCUUCUGGCCAUCCUGGCAUCGGUCGGACAGUGCGCUGUCUUAGUGGGAAGUACUGGUGGCCUACCUUAGCUCAGGACGUGAGGGUUUAUGUUUCUUCCUGUUCGGUGUGCGCCCAGUGCAAGGCACCUAGACACCUGCCCAGAGGUAAAUUACAACCUCUCCCCGUUCCACAACGGCCGUGGUCACACCUAUCGGUGGACUUUGUUACGGAUCUUCCUCCGUCACAAGGUAACACCACGAUCCUGGUUGUUGUGGAUCGGUUUUCUAAGUCCUGUCGUCUCAUUCCUUUGCCCGGUCUUCCUACUGCCCUACAGACCGCAGAGGCCCUGUUUACACACGUCUUCCGGCACUACGGGGUACCUGAGGAUAUAGUGUCUGAUCGGGGUCCCCAGUUUACAUCGAGGGUCUGGAAGGCGUUCAUGGACCAUCUGGGGGUCUCGGUCAGCCUGACCUCAGGGUUUCACCCCGAGAGUAAUGGGCAGGUGGAGAGAGUAAACCAGGAUGUGGAUAGGUUUCUGAGGUCAUAUUUCCAGGACUGGCAGGGGGAUUGGUCAGUUUACAUCCCCUGGGCAGAGAUGGCACAAAAUUCCCUCCUCCACUGACCUGUCUCCCUUUCAGUGUGUACUAGGUUACCAGCCGGUCCUGGCACCGUGGCAUCAGAGCCAGAUCGAGGCACCUGCGGUGGAUGAAUGGUUUCGGCGCUCGGAGGAGACAUGGAACGCUGCCCAUAUACGCCUGCAAAGGGCUAUUAGGAGACAGAAGGCGAGUGCCGACCGCCACCGCAGUGAGGCUCCGGUUUAUGCACCGGGGGACCGGGUCUGGCUCUCGACCCGAAACCUGCCCCUUCGCCUGCCCUGCCGGAAGCUGGGUCGGCGGUUUGUGGGGCCAUUUAAAUCCUGAGGAGGUUGAACAAGGUUUGUUAUAGGUUACAGCUCCCCCUGAUUACCGUAUUAACCCCUCGUUCCAUAUGUCUCUCCUCAGGCCGGUGGUAGCUGGUCCGCUCCAGGAGAAUGAGGUGAGGGAGGUUCCUCCGCCCCCAUUGGACAUUGAGGGGGCACCGGUGUACUCGGUCCGUUCCAUCCUGGAUUCGAGGCGUCGGGUUGGAGGCCUGCAGUAUCUCGUGGAGUGGGAGGGGUACGGUCCGGAGGAACGGAGCUGGGUUUCCAGGAGGGACAUCCUCGAUCCCUCCUUGUUAAGGGAGUUCCAUCGUCGUCAUCCGACUCACCCUGCUCCGCGUCCUCCUGGCCGUCCCCGAGGGGGGGGGGGGGGGGUACUGUCACGGAUACAGCCGAGGCUGCCCCUCCUCCUUGCUCUGGCAGGCUUCGACGUUCGUCGUCACCGGAGUACUAGCUUCCACCGAUCGAUGUUUCUGUGUCACACUAGUCCUGUCUUUAUUAUUCACACCUGUUACUCAUUAGGCUAAUUGGUUUCCCUAUAUUACCUCUGUUGUCCCUCCAGGGUGUGUGCGUGAUUGUUCAUUGUUACGUCGUCUGUUGAGCUGUUUGUUUUGCUCUUCCCUGCGUGGAGGGUUUGCUAUGGUUUACUUUGUGUUCAGUAAAGCCAUACACUUAUCAGUUCUGUGUCCUGCGCCUGAUUCCGUUUCACCACUUCACCCAGACGCUGACAAAUACAGUCAUGGGUGGUAACUCUACAAUUUACUUGAAAGGCAAGGGACUAUGGGAAAUAUUUGAAUAAGGCUUUACACUAAGCAGUGUUAAACACUGAACACUCUUACGGUGUCUAUAUGGAUCCACAGACUCAACACUUUCAGUGUUGAUUUAACACUGUUUAUUUUGUUUAUUUUAACACUGGAGAAUUAGCUGUGAAGGAACAUAUGCAGGAAGAGUCCUAUGUCAUCUUUAUUGAGACUACUAAAUGCACAUUUUGAACCAGUAGGUUGUUAAAGAAUAUAUUAUAUUUAAAUUGGUUUUUAAAUUGUAGUCAAUUCCACAGCCUGCAUGCAAUUCAGUUUGACGCGUCAUAUAGCCUAAACUGCUAUGGUGGUAUUUGUGGAAUUUUUUAUUGUGAAUAAAUAAAUCUACCUCUCCUAUAAGCUGGUGAGCAAGCUGAAAGACAGAGCAUUCCGCGCGGCAGAAAGGAGGAUAAAGGACUGUGUGAAGAUGCAGCAGAAACACCACCAGCGGAUGGAGAGGAAGUUCCUGAAGGAGAGUGUAGCGUCGGAUAACUCAGACGCCAUGAGCUUCACUAGUUAUAACAGCAGCAGCACGCUAAACCGCAAGCUUCCUCAGUUCAACACAGUCACUUCCAAUAUGCCAUACUCACAGGUCAAAAGCAUUUCUUCCCUGCUACUUCACUGUCAAUUUCUCAUGAAUGCAUUUCCUAUUAUUUUGAUAGUCAAUGGCAGUUUGAGUAAAUCAUUUGAUAUUGUUUUAUGUACCCUGAUGAAUGAAUUCAUGAGUAAGCUCAGGAAAUGUCAGCAUUAUUCAAAUGUCAAAUUCUAUGUCUUGCAUUAAUUUAGUAAAUUAUCUGUUAAUGUCCUCUGAGUCCACGUUUCGAUCUGUGCAAUCCUCUCUCUCUAUAGGCCACUCUACACUCCACAGCCAAGGGUAGGACGAAGAUUCAGAAGAAGCUAGAGAAGAAGAAACAGGUGGACGGCACCUUCAAGAUCUACGAGGAUGGGAGAAAGAGUGUGCGCUCGCUGUCUGGCCUUCAGCUAGGCCAGGACGUCAUGUUCCUCAAGCAGGUAAAAUAAUUUGCUAGGCAGAGACGCAACACCCAAAACAGUUGGUGAGGUUCUGACUAAUGGAAAGUAAACUUUAGAAAAAUAAACACACUCUAUACUCCCAAACAUUAAAUGGAGAACCCAUUACAUUUCCCACAGGCUUAGUGGGAAACCUGGGUUCGCUCCAUUAAAAUGGAUUCCUAUUCAUUGAUGUUCCUUCAACAGGGCACCUAUGCCAACUCCAAGGACCGCUCGCGCCUCAACAUCCGGGACAUGUUCCCUCACCACGGCGACAUCCACAAUCACCAUGACGAUGGCCACGACGAUUAUGACGACGACCGUGCCGACACCAUCUCCCACAUCUCCCGUGCCAUCAGCGACCCAGGCCUCCACAAGGCCGCCUACUCCGAGAUCAGCGCCGAAUCGGGCCGCGACUCUCUGUUCACCCGGCCAGGUCUCGGAACCAUGGUGUUCCAACGGAACUAUAUAUCCGGCGGUCUCUUCGGCAUCGGAGCCCGGGACGACUGUUCCGUGGCUGGCAGUGAACCCAUAGGCCGGGCCCCUAACGUUCGUCUCCGUGGCUACCUCCCACGUCACCAGCCCAGCCUGGACGAUGCAAUAGAGAUAGGAACCUACAGGAGCUGCCCUGGGAUGAGGCUGACGUGGGCCUGGACGAGGAGCUGGAGCCUGAGAACGGACCACUGGAGACCUUCCUGGCCUCCCAGAGCCUGGAG